Camponotus floridanus (Florida carpenter ant) is the source of this 644-nucleotide messenger RNA. Its product is annotated as histone H4. Gene Ontology annotation, cellular component: nucleosome. Gene Ontology annotation, molecular function: structural constituent of chromatin; DNA binding; protein heterodimerization activity. The transcript has a single exon. Gene Ontology annotation, biological process: nucleosome assembly. The record is from RefSeq and is a predicted model, not a curated record. Lineage: Eukaryota; Metazoa; Arthropoda; Insecta; Hymenoptera; Formicidae. Bases 51 to 362 code for a protein of 103 amino acids.
GAUCUGUUUUCUCGUGUGUAGACGCUGAUCGUACUUACUAGUAGUUCAAGAUGACUGGUCGCGGAAAGGGAGGAAAGGGAUUGGGAAAAGGAGGAGCGAAGCGACAUAGGAAGGUUCUUCGUGAUAACAUCCAGGGUAUCACCAAGCCGGCCAUUCGUCGUCUGGCGCGACGUGGCGGUGUAAAGCGUAUUUCCGGCUUGAUUUACGAAGAAACUCGCGGUGUGUUGAAGGUGUUCCUCGAAAACGUCAUCCGCGAUGCUGUCACCUAUACUGAACACGCCAAGAGGAAGACAGUAACUGCCAUGGAUGUCGUAUACGCCCUGAAACGCCAAGGCAGAACUCUGUACGGUUUCGGCGGUUAAAGAAAUUGUGGAUUUCUACAAAUACCAAUCGGCCCUUUUCAGGGCCACAAAUGACUUGAACGUUCGGUUUAAUUCCUGUUCGCUACAUUUUUCCUAUUAAUGCAAAAUCUUAUGAUUUAUGACUAAAAUUAUUACACCUGUGACAUUCAUAUUAAAAGAAACAAUCAUUUAUGUAUACAUAUAUUGAGUAAUAAGGUUUGAUAGAAUUGCAAUGUUAUUUUAUAUGCAUAUCCAAUAUAUUCGAAUUUGCAAUUUAUUGCAGGAUAUUGCAUUUCCAAUGAA